UUAGAAGGCUCAAUAAUUUUAGCCGCCGUACUUUUAAAACUAGGAGGAUAUGGCUUAAUUCGUUUCAUUCCAUUUAUCUUACAAAAAUUAUCAAUAUUUAGAACAUGAUUUAUUAGAAUUAGUUUAAUUGGGGCAACUGCUACAAGAAUAAAUUGUACUCGUCAAAAAGACAUAAAAUCUUUAAUCGCUUAUUCAUCAGUGGCUCAUAUAGGUUUAGUAUUAGCCAGUCUAAUAACAUUUAAUUACAUUGGGUUAACCGGAGCAAUUAUUAUAAUAAUUGCCCAUGGAAUUUCUUCCUCAGCCUUAUUUUUCCUUGUAAAUUCAAUUUAUUCAAAAUACCAUUCACGAAACAUCAUAUCCUUUAAAGGAUUAAUUUCAAUUUUCCCUAAUCUAACCUUAUGAUGAUUUUUAUUCUUAGCCAUUAACAUUUCCGCUCCUCCUACCAUUAAUACUAUAAGAGAAAUUUUUAUUAUCUCUAGCCUCUUAAAUUCAUCCUACUUAACGCUAAUUCUUAUAUUUUUUGUAUCAAUCAUAACAACAUUAUUUUCAAUUAAUAUAUUCAUCAAUAUCUCCCACAAUAAAACCGAAAUAAAAUUUUCAGAAGAAUCAUACUCAAAAUCUUUUCUAAGUUUAUUUAUUCACAUCACCCCCUUAAUUUUAAUUCUUUCUAAAAUAGAAAUUAUAAACCUUUAAUAUUAAUAGUUUACUUAUAAAACACUGGUUUGUGGAACCAAAAAAAUCUAAUUGUAUUCCUUUUACAUCCAUUAUACUUAAAUUUAUUACAUUAUUUUUCCUCCCACUUUCCCUAUAUAUAUUAAUUAAUUCUACAUUUAUUUCACUAAGACUUCCUAUUUUUCACUACCCCCCUUCUUUAUUCCUAUUAAUCUUUUAUUUGAUUGAAUAUCUUGCCUAUUUUUAGCUACUGUAAGCUUAAUUUCUAGUCUUAUCCUUACAUUUAGAUCAUCAUACAUUCCUAAUAAAGAAUUUACCCGAUUCUCUUUUCUUCUCCUUUUAUUUAUAUUUUCAAUAAUAUUAGUAAUUUCAAGUGACAACUUAAUUUUUAUCCUCCUAGGAUGAGAUGGUUUAGGAUUUUCAUCUUACAUUUUAGUAAUUUAUUACCAAAACUAUUCCACUGCUGCUUCAGGUUCAAUUACUAUCUUAUCCAAUCGAAUUGGAGAUAUCAUAAUCAUUAUAUCAUUAGGAUUAAUAUUAUCAUUCUUAGAUUGAAACUUUUCAAUUAAUAAUGAAUUUUCAUUAUUAAUCUUAACACUUUUAAUUAUCGCAGCUUGCUCAAAAAGAGCUCAAUUUCCUUUCUCAGCAUGACUUCCUGAAGCAAUAGCAGCACCUACACCUAUUUCAGCCUUAGUACAUUCUUCAACAUUAGUUACUGCUGGAAUUUACCUUCUCAUCCGAAUUAUAAAUAAUUUUCAUCCUUUAUCCACAUUAAUCAUUAUAUCUAUUUCCACUAUUACUAUUAUAAUCGCUGGUUUUUCAGCUAACUGAGAACAAGAUAUAAAAAAAAUUAUUGCUUUAUCCACCCUUAGCCAAAUCGCUAUAAUACUUUUCGCUAUCUCUAUAUUUUCUAUUAACAUUGCAUAUUUCCAUUUAAUUUCUCAUGCUUUAUUUAAAUCUACAAUAUUUCUCUGCGCAGGAAUUAUUAUUCACUCAUCCUCAUAUCAAGAUAUACGUCACAUAGGAAGAAUUAUAUUUAAUAUCCCUUUAAUAUCCUCCAUCCUAGGAAUUUCUAAUCUCACUUUAAUAGGUAUUCCUUUUACCUCUGGAUUCUUCUCAAAAGACGCUAUUAUUGAAAAUAUAUUAUCUUCAAAAUUUUCCUCUUUCCUAUCAAUUUUAAUAAUUAUAUCAAUCGGAUUAACAGCUAGUUAUUCUAUCCGAAUAUGUUUAUUUUCUUUAAAAAUUAAUCUAAAAUCUAAACCUGAUUUAUCACUACAUUCUAAUAAUUAUAUAGAUAUCCCCAUUUUAAUUAUAAUUCUAACCUCAAUUUUUACAGGAACAUCAUUAUAUUGACUAAUUUGUCCUAACCAAAUUUUUUUAAUACCCUUUUCCCUAAAAAUCUCAACAAUUACAAAUUUAUUUAUUGGAAUCAUAAUCGGAAUUUCACUAUCAUUCUAUAAUAAAAAAUAUAUUAAAAUAGGUAUCCCCUCUAUUUCAUUAUGAUUUACACACACUAUUUCCACUAAACUAAAUAAACCCCUUUUACCAAUAAUAAAUAUAUUUAUAAAUAAUGACAAAUCCUGGCAAGAAUCUUACGGACCCCAAGAAUUAUUUUUUCAAUCUUAUAUCUCAUCAUCAAUUCCUAUUCUCCUUUCACUAUCAUUCAUAUUUAUCUUCAUUAUUAUACUAAUCAAUCCAAUUAUUUUAUUAAUCUA
Molecule: messenger RNA, 2387 nt
Organism: Stegodyphus dumicola
Lineage: Eukaryota; Metazoa; Arthropoda; Arachnida; Araneae; Eresidae
Product: NADH-ubiquinone oxidoreductase chain 4-like
Source: RefSeq, a predicted model, not a curated record